GCUCAAGCCAGCAACCGAAAUGCCAGUCUUGCAAGAGUCGACUGCAUUCCUUGACUGCCGCAUAUAUCGCACGUUCCAGCAGGAGACGCCAGAGCGCAUAUAUCAACGUUCAACAUUGGACCACCAUAGUCUUCCUUCUCCCCCACGCAAUAGUAUAUCCUGUGUCGCCUCUACUAUAGGAUCAUGCCUUCGAACUCGAAUCCAUCUCAAGAGCCAAUUGCUAUUGUUGGUAUGUCCUUGAACGUACCAGGCGCGAACACCCCUCAAGAUCUUUGGGACCUGCUUAUGCGCGAUGAAAAUACGCUUCGUCACAUUCCACCCGGUCGCUUUGACGUAUCGUCGUGUCCUACCCUCCAAGCGCGCACCGGCAACUUUUUAGACAACCCAGGAGCCUUCGACGCUCGCUUCUUUGGGAUAUCUCCCCGCGAGGCGCAGUCCAUGGAUCCACAGCAACGUCUGCUACUACAUGCUGCAUACGAGGCCUUGGAGAGCGCAGGCUGCCCUCCGUCCACAGAUCCGGCAGGCGGCAAAAAGGCGUUCGACGGGGCUGCCUUCGGCUGCUUCAUCGGUGCCGCAACGCACGAUCAUGCAGCGAACAUGAGAGACAACGUGGAUCUUCACUACGUCACGGGAACCCUUGGUGCAUUCUUGAGCGGGCGAAUCUCGCAUGUAUUGGGACUUGAAGGGCCUUCUAUGGUCGUCGACACAGCGUGCUCCUCUUCUCUUGUGGCUAUUCACCAGGCUUGUCGAGCACUCCAGUUCGGGGACUGUGAUGCGGCUUUGGCGGGAGGCGUCAACGUCAUCUCGAGUCCAGAGUUGCAGUUGGGCCUCGAUCGUGGCCACUUCCUUUCCCAUUCUGGUCAAUGUAUGCCCUUCGACGCUUCCGCCUCUGGCUAUUCCCGAUCCGAGGGCUGCAUCGUAUUUGUCUUGAAGCGCCUUCCUGACGCGACCUCCAAUCGCGACAACAUUCUCGGCGUCAUUCGUGCCGUUGCCGUCGGCCAAGGCUCCAGCAGUCACGCCAUCGUCCAUCCAAACUCCCAGGCUCAGGCAUCGCUCCUCACCCGCGUGCUCGCUGCUGCAGGUCUGAACGCCGAUGGCGUAGAUGUUGUCGAAGCGCACGGAACCGGCACUCAAGCUGGCGACGUGGCCGAGAUGGCCGCCAUCAGGGCGGCGCUGGGAGAUCCGAACCGGUCAAGCGCUCAUCGCCUGCGUAUAGGCUCCAUCAAGGCUAACAUCGGUCAUCUCGAGGCUGCGUCCGGGGCGGUCGGGUUGGCGAAGCUGUUGCUUAUGCUCAAGCAUGACACUGUACCAUCGCAGAUCUCCCUUCGGACGUUGAACCCAAAAAUCAGCCCGUUGGAGAACGAUGGGAUAGAGAUCUUGAAGGAGGCGUCAACUUGGGAGAGGAAUGCAGAUCGAGAUGAUCGGCCACGCGUCGCGGUACUCAACAACUUCGGAGCCUCUGGGUCGAUUGGUGCUCUUGUUCUCGAGGAACAUGUUCCUCGUGCGUCUCAAGGCGUAGAGAUGGCGUCGAACGCGGAGGGAGAGCACGUCGUGUUAGGGAUUUCGGCCCGCGACGAACACGCUCUAGAGCUCUUGAGGGAACGUUGGCUUGCAUAUAUCUCCUCUCCCGACUCUAGCGAUCGGCGCUUUGUCGACAUUGCAUACACCGCCACCGCUCGCCGGCAUCCUUACCCUUGCCGUAUAGCCGUCUCUGCCACUUCAAAUCGCGAUGUCGUCGAGGCUCUGCGUUCCGCCGUGCCCCGUCGCGUGGAGGAUUUGGAGGUCAAAGCCGUUUUUGUUUUCUCAGGUCAGGGAAGCAGCUAUGCUGGUAUGGGCUCUGUGAUGUACGCACGCUCGGAAGUAUUCAGGAGGACCAUCGACGAGUGCGAUGCUAUCUUGCUCGCUCGAGGAUUUUCUUCCAUCCUCCCUUUCCUUCUGUCGCAGUCACAUCGUCGCGCAGAGGGAGAACCCGAUACGUCUCCAGACUGUUGUCAGACCGGGCUCGUCGCCUUCGAAUACGCUCUUGCGCAGAUAUGGAUUAGCUGGGGUGUCGUUCCCAGUGCCGUUCUUGGUCACAGCCUCGGUGAAUACGCUGCGCUAGCUGUAUGCGACGUCAUCAGCAUUGGAGACGCGCUUACUCUCGUUGCAACACGGGCUCGCCUCAUCGCCUCAUCGUGCGAGCUCAACGUGACUGGGAUGCUCGCCGUGAACGUUUCUGAAGAGGUCGUUCGGGACAUGCUUUUGUCGUCCAGCCAGUACUCCCCGAUCUCAAUCGCUUGCGUCAACAGUCCUUUCGACUGCGUCCUAUCCGGCCCCAUGCUUCAGCUUCGCGCUUUUCGUGCCCAGCUCUCGGGUGAAGGACUCAGAAGCACCUUGCUGGACCUGCCUAUCGGAUACCACAGCAGCGCUAUGGACCCUAUUCAGCAGGCGUUCGAAGAAGCUACCAGUAGCUUGACGCUCCGACCUCCGCGCUAUCCUCUGGCUUCUCCCGCGCUUGGUGCCCUUCUUGCUGGAGAUGGGAUGGGGUUCACUUCAUCAUAUUUCUGGGACCAUUGUCGUCGCCCCGUCCACUUUCACCACGCAGCCCAGGCCGUCGUCGCUUCUACCAUCACCUCAGGACGCACGGCGUGGAUCGAGAUUGGACCUAGUUCAUCGUGCCUGUCCAUGAUCGAAGCGACGCUUCCCGAGGGCACCAAUCAUGUCCUUCUCCCGACGAUGCGUCGGAAUCGCGAUUCCAUGGAUACUCUCAUGUCCUCGCUAUCGCAGCUAUACCUCUUGAACUCGCCCGUGAAGUGGCGUCGCGUCUUCGAAGAUCUGGGCGACGCAAAGGUUGUCGAGGGCCCGACGUACCCAUUCGAGUAUCAGAACUUCUGGACGCCUUACAAACCUGCCGCAUCGGUGACGCCUACCACGCUUCCUCAGGUCCAGGACCAUCCUCUCCUUCGAUCUUGCGUACAAUCUAACGCGGACAAGACUGUGUUUGAAACGCCCCUGACAGAACUCGCUCCGUUUGUCGUUGGGCACAAGGUCGCUGGUUAUCCGCUUUAUCCCGCAUCUACGUAUAUCGAACAGGCUCUAGAAGCGGUCGAAGCGUCUAGGGGCCAUCAGGGAACCGGGGUUGCGAACGAUGCGGUCGUCUUGCGUCAUGUCCAGUUUCUCAAGCCGCUCGUUUACGCCGAUAUAGAAGCAGGUCACUCUUCAAGACUUGUUAGGACGCAGUUGGAAGGUGACACUGCGGCCUCGAACCUGUCAGUUUCGUCUGUCGCGCAGGUCACGGGCGAAGAAGUGGUGCACAUGAGUCUCGAAGUCGUUUUCCGGCCCCUCAAAGAAACUACCGCGUUGUCCAAGGAGCUCUCUAGCAUCAGGGCGAGCGCCGAGCAAGCAGGUGUCGAGUUCGAAGGGGACAUUUUCUCGGCCCGGACCGUGUACGACGUUCUGUUUCCCCGUGUCGUCGAGUACGGCUCCGAGUAUCGCAGCAUUCGCGACAUCCGUAUCACCUCUGACGGGUUCCAUGGCGCGGCGAACAUUGUCCUACCAAGUUCCUGUCAAACGCCUCGCCUCGCUCGCCUCGCUUUCGUCGACGCUCUCCUUCACACUGCCGGAUUUAUUGCGAAUCUUCAGGCUGACAUCAAAGACGCUUACAUCUGUUGCGAAGUGGGCUCAGUCGUCGUCCCCGUAGAAUUGGAUCGCUUGGCAGACCCCCAUACCCUAUACUGCUCAGGGUCUUGGGUUUCCUUUGAGAGUAUCCUUGCCUUUGACGUAUAUGCGGUUCGAUCGGAUGCUCCAGGCUCGGUCGUGGCACAUCUCAAAGCGGUCACGUUCCGACGCGUCGGGAUCGAGAGUCUGAAACGUGGACUGGAGCUGGCUGCGAAUCACCCGACGGGUGCUAAAUCUCGCCCAAAGCUCUCUGCGAGUAGAACACAUUCUUCUCCCGCAGACCUUGCUUCCUUUCCACACCGGCAACUCUAUCUCAGAAGCAACUCCACAGAGUCUGAUGGUUUACGCAGCGCCGCUUCCGAGUACGAUCUUACUUCUAUCUCCAGUGUCGGUUCCUCGCCGACGACUUUGGUCUUCGGCGAAGCGCUCUCCCCUCACUCAGAGCUACUCGCAUUUUCUACGUCUGCGAUCAAGGGAGUCAUUGCCGAUGUCUUGGGCCUUAGGGACGACGAGUUCUCGGACGACUCAGAUUUCCAGGCUAUAGGGCUCGACUCAAUGAGCUCUAUCGAGGCUACGCAGGCGCUGAAGCGGAUGUUUGAAUUGGAAAUUCCACAUGACGCGUUCUUUCGGUUCAGGUCUGUUCGCGAGCUCGCCAAUCAGCUCUUGUAUCUCCAUGCCGGCCGCGAUAAUUCCAAACUAUUGUCUCCUAGUAGGCUUGAUGUUGGCGCGGAGGCUCGUAGUCCUUACGAGGGUGCAGUCGCCGUCAGGUCGACUCUUGUGCGCAUUCAAGACGCCCACGGCAGCGACAGAGCACCUCUGAUUCUCGUUCACGAUGGAAGUGGACUCAUCGGAAGCUACCGUCGCUUACCAUCGCUAGGCAGGGAUGUUUGGGCGAUCUCCAAUCCGCUAUUUUCCACUCUUAGUUCGUGGUCCAGUCUGGAGGAGAUGGCGGCGUCAUACCUCACGCAAGUCAAGCGUGCGUUCGCAAGCUCGGUCAUUCUCGGAGGCUGGUCAUUUGGUGGCGUCGUAGCAUUUGAAAUGGCCAGGCAGAUGAAUGUACACGACGAUCUUGUCCGGGGCAUCCUGCUUAUUGACUCGCCUUGUCCAACUCACCAUGUCCCUCUCUCGGAGUCCGUCAUAGAUUUCGUGGCCGCUCGUAUUGCCGCUCCGGAGCUGACGUCAUUUGUCAAUGCACAGUUUCGUGCUAACUCCGGUUUGCUGGCACAAUAUACACCAGCCGCUUUGCAGUGUUCCACUGUGCCUCAUAUCAUUCUUCACUCCUCGGAUAGCUUCAAUCCCAAAGAUCUCAACGACAUUUCUGCGUGGCUCAGCGAUCGACCUGGCGGGUUACGUUCUGAAGUCGCUGGUUGGGAGUCGCUCUUGGGUGCUCCUGUGCGUUAUGAUUAUGUUCCCGGAAAUCACUUUGAAGCGUUCAGUCAGAACAAUGUCGACGUAGUCGGAAGGCGGAUUUCAAUUAUCUUGGAGAUGGAAGGAGGUGGAACCUCUGGUCUUGUACUCGCAAAGCGCCUGAGCGAGAAAGGAUCCCAUUCGGUCCUUGUAUUGGAAGCAGGCCACAAGCCGCCCUCACACUUAAUGAAGACAGUAAACAUGACGGGUAUGGCCGUCAAACUUGUUGAAAAUAAAGAUAUCACACACCAGUAUCCUACCCCGCCUCAAGCUACACUCGGAGGGGAGGCGUUCAGUCUCCCAACAGGUCGGGGCAUUGGCGGAUCUAGCAACAUCAACUGGGCAAUUUGGACACGAGGUGCUGCAAUUGACUACGAUCGCAUCGCUGAUAUCACAGGUGAUGUCUCAUGGAAGUUUGAUGCACUCUUGCCGUAUUUCAAGAAGACAGAAACUUACCACUAUCCGGCCAACACGAACCACACCAUCAGAUGCGAGCUGCACGGAGCCGAAGGGCCGGUUCACAUCCAGCCGAAACACGCCAUUCUUUGGGAAUCUAAGUGGUCAAAGGAUAGUUUGCAAUCAUAUCAGGACGCCGGUUUGGAGUUUAGCGAAGAUGUCAACGACGGGGACACAUUGGGUAUUGGACCGGUUGCAAUAAGCCACUGUUUUCUGCAUGGAGGCCGGCAGACUUCGCGUGCAUAUGUCGCAACGAUACCAAAGAACCUUGAUAUCAGGGAGGGUGCACAAGUGGCGCGGGUUAUUUUCGAGGGUCACAAAGCGAUUGGAGCCGAAACCACUACGGGACAGAUUUUCCGAGCUGAAAAAGAAGUCAUUCUUUGCGCUGGAGCAGUCCAGUCCCCUGCUAUCCUUCAGAGAUCAGGGAUAGGGCCUCGACCUCUGUUAGAAAGCCUUGGAAUCCCGGUAAUCCAUGACUUGCCCGGGGUUGGCGAAAAUAUGUGGGACCAUUUUCAGGUGUUCCUUCGGUGGCGUCUUAAGGACGAGCACCGUGGAGACACAGUUGAUGAGUUGUCAAACCCCGGGCGACUGAAAGCAGAGAUAGACGCUUACGAGAAGGAUGGAACUGGGAUGCUAUGUGGGGUACCGUAUGAGUGGGGCAUCUGGAAAAACUUUCGACACGAAAUCGAGGAGGUGGUCAAGCGUGAUGAGAUGUUGUCGGAGAAAGCCCGCGCGCACCUCCUCUCUCCCAAUAUCCCUCAUGCCCAAUUUCUUCAUCUUCAUGGCUACGUACUGAACCCCAAUCCCACUGAUAAUAAGGCAUACUUCUCCAUUCAGCCCAUCGUCGCGACACCGACCUCGCGUGGCUCUGUUCGCAUCGUCUCUCGCGAUCCAACGCGGGAUGCUGUUGUUGACCCUAAUUGGCUCAGUACCGAUACGGACAAAGCAGUUAUUAAAUAUGCUGCGCUUUUUGCAGAGAAAGUAGCAUCUGGCCCCGUAUGGAGGGACAAAAUCGAUCAGGAGGUAGCACCACAGGAAGGAGUGAAUGGGUUCAGCGACGAGCGCAUCACGCUCAAGAUCCGCAAGAACUGCCAUACUGUAUUCCAUUAUUGUGGUACUUGCGCCAUGGCCGCGUCAGACUGCCAAGAAGUUCUCCCUGUCACAAACUCAAGUGGCGAGGUCUAUGGCGUGAGCCAAUUGCGUGUUGUCGAUACUAGUAUUUUGCCUACGCCAAUAUCAGCUAACACCCAGGCCAUCGCCUACGCACUGGCUGAGAAGAUCGCUGACAACAUCACGCAGAGAUACGCGUCCUAG
Molecule: messenger RNA, 6834 nt
Organism: Coniophora puteana RWD-64-598 SS2
Lineage: Eukaryota; Fungi; Basidiomycota; Agaricomycetes; Boletales; Coniophoraceae
Gene: pks1
Product: ketoacyl-synt-domain-containing protein
Exons: 13
Coding region: 184-6834 (2216 amino acids)
Biological process (GO): secondary metabolite biosynthetic process; fatty acid biosynthetic process
Molecular function (GO): flavin adenine dinucleotide binding; fatty acid synthase activity; phosphopantetheine binding
Source: RefSeq, a predicted model, not a curated record